UAAGUCAGAGUUUCCUAAUUUAAAUGCUUUCAGAGUUUCUUGUACUCCAGCGCUUUCAAGGUUGCUAUUUUGCGUUUAUUUGUGUGGUUAUUUAACUCGUCCACUAGACUAUGCUUCACGAAGGCAGAGGCCUUGUGCGUUGUUCACUGCUGCAUCCUUAGUGCUCAGCUGAGUACCUGCCACACGUGGCAACCACCCCCUAUGUGUCUGUGGAGUGAUUCACACACACCACAUACUGAGAGAUGAACAAAGCUCUGGGGGGGCAGAUACUCAAGUGCCAUAUCCACUUGGGCCCCGCUCUCUGUCUCUGCCAGAGAACAUCUGGAGUUGAAGGUCUCUUGGCCAGGACACGUGGAUGCCCACCCACCGAGCCUCAUGGAGGCUGUGACAUUUGGUGACGUGGCCGUGCACUUCUCGCGGGAAGAGUGGCAGUGUCUGGACCCUGGCCAGAGGGCCCUCUACAAGGAGGUGAUGCUGGAAAACCACAGCAGUGUGGCUGGACUAGGAUUCCUGGUCUUCAAGCCUGAGCUGAUCUCCCGGCUGGAGCAGGGGCAGGAGCCAUGGGUCCUCGACCUGCAGGGAGCAGAGGGGAGAGAGGUGCCAAGGACCUCCCAGACGGAUUCCACAAUUAGGACUGAUAGUGAGCAGGCCUGUGAGGACGUGGACGUUCUGAGAGCGGAAUCCCGUGCGGUGAGGGUCAGAAUCCCCCCACAGAGUCCUGGCGUUGGAGACGCCUCUGAUUCUGAGGUCUGGUCAGAGAGGAAGCCAGGCUUCCUCUUCCAGAGAAACCGCUUAAACACAGGGACCGUGGCUCCCAGGAAGACCUUUGCCAAGGAGGACGCCCAGGGACGUGGCGAGCUGGGGAGCAGUGGUGGCCUGCGUUGUCAGCCGGGUAAAAGUCAGGGCAAUACUGCAGAAGGGGCAUCCCGAAGAUGCGACAUGUGUGGCAGGAGCUUCAGAUCUGCUUCCAGUGUUGCUCUGCAUCAGGAAAUCAGCACACAGAAGAGACCUAGCAGAUGUCACGAGUGCCAAAAAAAAGUAUCUGAUUGCUUACAGGGGAAACAUCAAAGUAACUGCCAUGGAGAGAAGCCAUAUGAAUGUGAGGAAUGUGGGAAAGUCUUCCGAUUGUGCUCACAGCUUAAUCAGCAUCAGAGAAUCCACACUGGAGAGAAGCCAUUCAAAUGCACUGAGUGUGGAAAAGCCUUUCGCCUGAGCUCAAAACUUAUUCAGCAUCAAAGAAUUCAUACUGGAGAGAAGCCCUACAGGUGCGAGGAAUGUGGAAAAGCCUUUGGUCAGAGCUCCAGCCUCAUCCACCAUCAGAGGGUCCACACGGGAGAGAGGCCCUAUGGCUGCCGGGAGUGUGGGAAGGGCUUCAGCCAGCAGUCGCAGCUGGUCAGACACCAGAGGACUCACACUGGAGAGAGGCCCUACCCAUGCCAGGAGUGUGGGAAGGCCUUCAGCCAGAGCUCGACCCUCUCUCAGCACCAGCGGAUGCAUGCUGGAGAGAAACCCCAAGCCCCAAGAACCCUGGAUAGUCCCAGUCUUAUUGCCCAUCAGAGGAUCCAUGCUGCAGAGAAGCCGUUUAAGUGCGAUGAGUGUGGGAAGGCUUUCAGGUGGGUCUCUCGCCUCAGCCAGCAUCAGCUAACUCACACUGGAGAGAAGCCUUACAAGUGCAACAAGUGUGCAAAAGCCUUCGGUUGUAGCUCCCGGCUUAUUCGCCACCAGAGGACUCACACUGGAGAAAAACCAUUUAAAUGUGAUGAGUGUGGGAAAGGCUUUGUCCAGGGUUCACACCUGAUUCAGCACCAGAGAAUUCACACUGGAGAGAAACCCUAUGAGUGUAGUGACUGUGGAAAGGCCUUCAGCCAGAGCUCCAGCCUCAUUUACCAUCAGAGAAUCCAUAAGGGAGAGAAGCCCUACGAGUGCCUCGAGUGUGGGAAAGCUUUCAGCAUGAGCACACAGCUCACCAUACAUCAGAGGGUCCACACAGGGGAGAGACCCUACAAAUGCAGUGAGUGUGGGAAAGCCUUCAGUCAGAACUCCACCCUUUUCCAGCACCAGAUAAUUCAUGCUGGAGUGAAGCCCUAUGGAUGUAGUGAGUGUGGGAAAGCCUUCAGUCGGAGUUCCUAUCUUAUUGAGCACCAGAGAAUACACACUCGAGCCCAGUGGUAUCAUGAAUAUGGGAAUACCCUGGAAGGUUCUGCCUCCGUGAGCCGUAAAAAAACUAAUACUGUAAAGAAACUGCAUAAAUGUAAUGAAUGUGAGAAAAUAUUCAGAUGGCGCUCACAUCUAAUUAUACAUCAGAGAAUUCACACUGGAGAGAAACCUUAUAAAUGUAAUGAAUGUGGCAAAGCCUUUAAUCGGAGCUCAAGGCUGACUCAGCAUCAGAAAAUUCACAUGGGAUAGACCUUUGUAAUUCUGUAUAAAUGUGAAUAAACCUACAGCCUUAACUUA
This is a messenger RNA of Ceratotherium simum simum (southern white rhinoceros), 2454 nucleotides long. NCBI's taxonomy places the organism in Eukaryota, Metazoa, Chordata, Mammalia, Perissodactyla, Rhinocerotidae. The record is from RefSeq and is a predicted model, not a curated record.